Messenger RNA from Nymphalis io (European peacock), 2321 nucleotides. It is a transcript of the gene Mcm10, whose product is annotated as protein MCM10 homolog. Gene Ontology annotation, molecular function: single-stranded DNA binding; DNA replication origin binding. The coding region runs from base 99 to 2210 and encodes 703 amino acids. Lineage: Eukaryota; Metazoa; Arthropoda; Insecta; Lepidoptera; Nymphalidae. Gene Ontology annotation, biological process: DNA replication initiation; DNA replication. The record is from RefSeq and is a predicted model, not a curated record. The transcript has a single exon. Gene Ontology annotation, cellular component: replication fork protection complex; nucleus.
CAAUGCUAUUUCCCGCUCAUUUUAUUUAAUUAUUUUUCUUAUGUUUUACUAGAGUUAAAGUUAACUGAUCUUAAAUUAUUUCUUCAAUCUAGAACGAAAUGGUUGAAAUGGAUGAAUUAGAACAAUUAGAUGAGUUACUACGUGCCGAUCUUAAUGAGGAAAGUGAAGAUAAACCCGUACAAAUUCGUGAAGUAAAUAUAUUUGAAUCAAGUGAACAUAUUGACGACAACGUACAAAAUGAGAAGGAUUUAAAAUCUGUUAUACAUAGUGGUGAUACUGAUUCUUCUGACGAUGAAGAAAAAAGGAAUUUUACAGAACGUAAAUACAACGAUUACGGCAGUCAAAUAAAGAAAACAUUAGACCAGCAGGAACAAGAACACAUAAACCGAAGAGUAGAAUUUGAAAGUAGACUUCGGCAAACAAAUAUUGACAUAAAAACUAAGAAAUCUUCUACUGCUCAGAAGUUGGAUAAUAAUUUGAACGAAAAAAGUUCGUUUUGCGUUCCUGAAGCAAAGGCUAAAAAUUCUAGUGAUGUGUACACUGAUCCCAUAUUUGGAAUUAGAAUUACCAAGCCCUUAAUCUCCAGUUCUGCCUUGCUGGAUCGGAUGCAAGGUCGAGAAGCAGUAAAUAUGCUCAGAGUGAAACGAUAUGUAGAGAAUGAGGAUUUAACAAAAGACUGGGUAAUUGCUGGAGUUAUUGUAAAAAAAAGCACUGCUAAAAAAUCACAAAAAGGUAAUAAUUUUAUCAUUUGGACAUUGAGUGAUUUAAAAGAUGAUUUAAAAACUAUUUCUAUGUUUUUGUUCCGUAAAGCAUAUAACGACUUGUGGAAAACAACAGAAGGUACAGUUGUAGCGGUAUUAAAUCCUAAUUUACUUGAAAGAUCCCAAAAUACUAAUGAGCAGGCUUGCUUAAGUGUGGAAAAACCAGAGAGAGUAAUGAUUUUAGGCCAAUCAAAAGACUUUGGUAUAUGUAGAAGUAAAAAAAAGAAUGGAGAACCAUGUACUUCAUUCGUUAAUUUAAGUCAAUGUGAACAUUGUAUUUAUCAUAUUAAACAGGAAUAUCAAAAAUAUUCUCGACGACAAGAACUUCAAUCAUCAACAAUGGGUAAAGGGCUGACUAGUUUACAAGGUAAGGUCUUUGGGAAGAAUACCUUUAUAUAUGGUGGCAAGUCUUAUACAGCUCCACCACCAAGUAAUCACAAAAAAUUUGCAGACAGAGAUCAAAAUAGACUUAUGUCUCUGACUGAUUAUUUUAAGUCUGAAGUAGACAAUUUGAUGACAAAUAAAGCACCAAUGGGGUCUGGAUUAUUAAAAAAUAACAAUGGCAUAUUACAUAGUCCCACAUCACAAAGACUGAGUGACUCGCAAAGACUUAAUAAUUUAUCCAACUCUGCUAAAGGUAACAAUCUUUCUUCUCAAAAUCUGAGUUUAGCAGAAAAAGUAGCUAAUUCACCUACUUUAGGUAAAGGAUUUGGAUUAAAAGGCAAUGGUGUAAUAGAUUUAAAUAUGUCCUAUGGACAAAAAGUUGCUGAUAAAGCAAAAUUAAAUGCAAUAAAACUUAUUCAACAAAAAGGAGGAAUCGAAAAAAGAGAUCCUAAUAAUGUAAAAGGUACAGAAGCAGGUAAAAAAAGGGCAUUGGAUAGGUUAAAUCACUCAGGUAGUGAUGAAAAUGACUCCAAAAAAACUAAACUAAAUGAGGAACAAUGUAAGAAACUUAAACCUGUAAUGUCUGAAAGAUUUAAAAAAAUAUUAGAGGCUACCUCUGUACAUCAAAAUUUAAUAAAACAGCAUGAAGAUGAUGAACAAGAAAAAUAUUUCAAUAAACUUGAGAAAAAGGAAGCUAUGGAAGAAAAAAUGCUCAACACAUUCAAGCUAGCUUGUAAGGCAGUCCGGUGUGCUAAAUGCAAAUAUACUGCUUUCUCAGCUGCACAGAUCUGUAAGGAUGAAAGGCAUCCUCUUAAAGUGCUAGAUACUUUUAAAAGAUUCUUUAAGUGUGCCGAUUGCAACAACAGAACUGUGUCACUAGAAAUACUGCCGUUACACUCCUGUGGCAACUGCAGUGGAUCACGAUGGGUUAAAGCACCAAUGUUAAGAGAAAAGAAAGUCACAUCUUUGUCUGAUGGUCUAUCAAUUAGAGGCGAAGAAGAAACAUUCAUCGGCGGACAAGUCGGGACAGGAAAGAAUAUUAACUUAUUGGUUCCUGAGAACUAAUCACAUCCAUUUUAAUCAAAUAUAAUUUAUUGAAUUAAUAUAAAUAUUUUUGCUAUGAUAUAUUUUUAAAGAAAAUUAUGAUAAGGUUUUAAAAUAAAAUACAAAAUGAAA